UGCUGUACGGCGCGGGGCGGGAUCUUCUGGCAGGGGGCCGCCAUGUUGCUGUACGGCGCGGGACGGGAUCUUCUGGCAGGGGGCCGCCAUAUUGCUGCGGUUGAGGGAGAAGGGGGCUCUCGGCUUUGCGGCAGUCCGAGCUGUCACUGCGCGGCUCCCCGCCUCCCGCUGGAGCCCGCGGCGCGGAGCGCUGGGACGCCAUGGCCCGGAGGCUGAACGCGGAGCAGGGCAUCCGCUCAGCGCGAUGAGCCCGCGCUACCUGCAGAGCAACAGCACCAGCCACACGCGGCCCUUCAGCGCCAUGGCCGAGCUGCUGGACAAUGCCUCAGAUCCAGGUGUGACGGCUAAGCUUCUUUGCAUUGAUGUUGUGGAGAUCAGGGGGGAGCUUUGUUUGACUUUCACAGAUAAUGGUUCUGGAAUGACACCUCACAAACUUCACCGUAUGCUCAGCUUUGGCUUCACGGACAAGGCAGUGAAGAAGAACCACCCAUCCAUUGGAGUGUAUGGUAAUGGUUUCAAGUCCGGCUCCAUGCGUCUGGGAAAGGAUGCCAUUGUCUUCACCAAGAAUGGAGGUGCACUCAGCGUGGGGCUCCUUUCGCAGACCUAUUUGGAACGUGUCCAUGCUCAGGCUGUUGUUGUUCCAGUGAUACCAUUCAACCAGCAAAACAAGAAAAUGAUUGUUACGGAAGACUCUGCGCCCAGCCUCGAGGCCAUCCUGAAACAUACGCUCUUCAGUACUGAGGAGGAGUUGCUGGCCCAGUUUGAUGCCAUUCCAGGCAAAAAGGGCACACGGAUCCUCAUCUGGAACAUCCGCAGAAAUAAAGAUGGGAAGCCUGAAUUGGACUUUGUUACAGACCAGUAUGACAUUCGGAUAUCAGACUUCAGCAUGGAGGAAUCAGAAAAUGCCGGGAGGAAGGUUCCUCCUCGCCUUGAGAAGGUUCAAGAGUCCUUUGCACCAGAAACGGAGUACUCCUUACGGGUGAAUUGGUCCUUGCCCUAUGUCUGUCCUAGGCUAAACAAUGUUCUGCGACAGAAGAAAGUGAAGACUCAGCUGAUCUCCAAGAGCUUGGCCAAUAUUGAAUAUGAUGUAUACAGACCUACCUCCACAAACAAGAGGGUGAAGAUCACCUUUGGGUUUAAUUGCAAGAACAAUAGCCACUACGGGAUCAUGAUGUAUCACAACAACCGACUCAUAAAGUCCUAUGAGAGGGUGGGCUGCCAAAUGAAGGGGGAUGGCAUGGGCGUGAUUGGGGUGAUUGAAUGCAACUUCUUGAAACCAGCACACAACAAACAGGACUUUGAAGAAAGCAAGGAAUACCGACGGACAAUUACUGCACUGGGACAGAAACUCAAUACUUACUGGAAGGCGAAGGUGACGCAGAUGAACUUGGGUAGUUCCAGUGCCGCCAACAUGAUAGCAGGGAGACCAGACCAGACUUGGGUGCAGUGUGAGGAGUGUCUGAAAUGGAGGAAGCUCCCUGACAAGGUUGAUCCUGCAUCAUUACCUGAGAAGUGGUUUUGUCAUCUCCAUCCCCACCCCAAGUACAAAAACUGCUCAGCACCUGAGGAGCAGGAGCCCAGUGAUGAGGAGAUGACCAGCUAUGACCGAAAAUCCAGGAAACAAGAGCAGACCGCAGAUAGAAAGAGGAGGAGGUCGUCGUCAUCUUUGGAGAACCUGGAAUACCAGGUAUUAUCCACUACUCCAGAGCCCUGUCCUGCUCACAAUAACAGUGUAACAGGUGUGGCAAAGCAAGAGCCCACGGAAGAGGGGCCUGUUGGGAUUGCUGGCUCUCUCACUCCUCCCCCUGCUCUUGACAAGAUCAGUGCUAUCUAUCUGACUACUGGGCCUUUGGAGCAAAAUAUACCACAGACAGCAAGCAAGCAUAACCUAUCUACGGAAGAAAAGCUGCUGGAAAAGCGGAAGCGAUAUCGGGAGCGGAUAGACCCGUCCCCCCCAGAUCUGAGCAGUUCCAGCCCCCGCACUUCUUUUGAAAGGGACAGCUCUGCUGAAGCAGACCAGGACCAGGAAUGCAGCGAGUCUGACGAGGAUGAUGAGAGUGUAGAGGACAGCAUAGACUCCCGCCUAGUCAGAGAACAUCUGGAUGCACUCAGUGGCACCAACCACGCUGGGGAUGCUUCACACAAUGGGGGUCUCUGUCCUACCAAAGAGACACCAGCAAGUCUCAGUCACUUAGAAGGAGAGCAAAAGGAGACUGCAGUGGACCAGGUGGAACUGGAAGAGGAAAUGCCGGCCUUAAUAUCAGAAAACCAGGCAGCAGAUAAGAACGUCUGUGUAAAUACAUGUGGGAAUGUGGAGGAGGUGGACAAGAGGCCCUUUGUGGCUGUUGUUGGUAUUUCAAAGGCUGCUGUGGAUGGUGAAGCUCCCAUUCAGCUAAUCCCUUUUGGGUGGGAGGAGAAAAUUGAUAAAGCAAAGGUUGAGGAGAAGUCCCGGAGCCACAACAAUCCUCCCCCUGAUGGGGACAAAGGAGGAGGAGACUUGCAGGUACCAAAGACCACAAAUCAGAGGGAUAUGGUGGAGCAGGAGGAGCUGAGACAAACUGCGGAGAAUUUCUCAGUGGAGCUGAAGAUGGUCUCAGCGGAACGGGAUUUGCUCCAGGGCAAGGUGGAAGAACUAGAGCAGGAGAAGUGCCACCUGAAGACAGAUUUCUUGAAAAGCCAACAGGAGGUGGCAACGCUUAGGGCUCAGGAAACCGAAGGCUUGUAUUGGAGCAAGAAACACAUGGGUUACCGCCAGGCUGAACUGCAAGAGCUGAAGGCUCAGCUGGAGAGGACCAUAGAGGAAAAGACCGAGCUGAAGGAGAGGCUCAAGGAGACAGAGAUGCACCUGGAGGUGCUUAGGGAGGCACAUGUCUCCUGCAGGAGCCCAGAGAGAGGAGACUUGAAAAGCACUAUGGAGAAGCUGAAGAACCUGCGUAGGAAUGUCAGCCAGCUCCUCUCGCUGGUCCUCCCUCACCUUGAGCUGCAGGAUGUUAACUAUGAGUCAGACCAGAUUGAUGAGAUCUUGCAGACAGUGUUGGAGACUAACAGGAUGUCAGAGUAGCCCUUGUCCCAUGCUGCCAUUGUGCCUUUUUUGUAUAGUUUCUUUAAUAAACCCGUAAAUUCUUCAUCCUAA
Dermochelys coriacea (leatherback sea turtle) is the source of this 3133-nucleotide messenger RNA. It is a transcript of the gene MORC4, whose product is annotated as MORC family CW-type zinc finger 4. Gene Ontology annotation, molecular function: ATP hydrolysis activity; zinc ion binding. The record is from RefSeq and is a predicted model, not a curated record. The transcript is spliced from 18 exons. Gene Ontology annotation, cellular component: nucleoplasm; nucleus. NCBI's taxonomy places the organism in Eukaryota, Metazoa, Chordata, Testudines, Dermochelyidae. The coding region runs from base 245 to 3061 and encodes 938 amino acids.